AUGGACCUUUCCACCAGCCCUAUGGUCUUCCUGAUCCUCUCCUGCCUCCAGAACACAGCGUCGGCCUAUCACUAUAACUCCAUACUCAAGGUGCAAAAUGGAGGGCCAUGGGGACAUUGGGGGAGAAAAGUAUUUUGUCCCAAUGGUGCUGCUUCUGGCUUUGUACUGAAGGUGGAACCGUAUCAAGGUGCCGAAAAAUGGAAAGAUGAUACAUCCUUGAAUGGCAUCCGCCUGUUGUGUAAAGAGGGUUCAUUUAUUUCAUCUGCAGUUGGGAAGUGGGGUGCUUGGUCUAAGAUUCAGUCUUGCCCUGUACCACAUGAACUGGUGGCCUUUAGUCUGAGAGUUGAAACACCCCAGGGGUUUGGGGAUGACACAGGAGCCAACAAUAUCGAGUUCUUAUGUACCGAUAAGUCUGUACUGCUAGGCAACUCACAUGAAUGGGGUAUGUUUGGUCCAUGGAGCAAUCAGUGUGCUACCGGUACUGCUAUAUGUGGGUUCCAGACAAAGGUGGAAGUUCCACAAGGAGUUGAUGAUGACACGGCAUUGAACGAUGUGAAGUUCUUCUGCUGUACGUUCUGA
This is a messenger RNA of Elgaria multicarinata webbii, 579 nucleotides long. Its product is annotated as vitelline membrane outer layer protein 1-like. The transcript is spliced from 3 exons. NCBI's taxonomy places the organism in Eukaryota, Metazoa, Chordata, Lepidosauria, Squamata, Anguidae. The coding region runs from base 1 to 579 and encodes 192 amino acids. The record is from RefSeq and is a predicted model, not a curated record.